AAGGAGGCCGAGGGACGGCUCUCUGCGAAGGAGACCUCGUCCGAAGCGGAGGGAGGAGGGGCACGGAGCCUCGGCGGGCCCUCCUCGUGGCCUGCGGGGCUGCUCUGCUGCGCUGAGCCCGGACGUGGGCGUGCAGCCCCAGGAGCCCUGAACACAGGGGGUCGCCCUGGCAGGAGCCUGCACCCACAGCAACAAUGGCAUCCGUGGACUUCAAGACGUAUGUGGACCAGGCGUGCAGGGCCGCCGAGGAGUUCGUCAACGUCUACUACAGCACCAUGGACAAGCGGCGGCGCCUACUGUCCCGCCUAUACAUGGGCACCGCCACCAUGGUGUGGAACGGCAAUGCCGUCUCAGGACACGAGUCCCUGAGUGAGUUCUUUGAGAUGCUACCUUCCAGCGAGUUCCAGAUCAGCGUGGUGGACUGCCAGCCUGUGCAUGAUGAAGCCACGCCGAGCCAGACCACGGUGCUUGUGGUAAUCUGCGGCACGGUCAAGUUCGAGGGCAAUAAACAGAGGGACUUCAACCAGAACUUCAUCCUCACCGCACAGGCCUCGCCUAGCAACACCGUGUGGAAGAUAGCCAGUGACUGCUUCCGCUUCCAGGACUGGGCCAACUAGCGGGGGGGCCCAGCAGGCCCUCGGCUUUGGCCCCAGAUCUCAGGAAGUGGGGGACCCCGGUUCCCAGCUGUGCCGAGGACCAGGUUGGCCUCUCCCGACGCCAGGAGCCUCUCCAGAGCGUGUUUUGACGGGUCCCUGUUGCCUUUUAAGCAAACUUUUCUAUUUUUCUACUUGCUCAGUAGAGUUCCCAGUUCUGGAAGUGCUGACAACAUAAUAUACACAUCACUAUUGUUCCUUUUA
Molecule: messenger RNA, 857 nt
Organism: Ochotona princeps (American pika)
Lineage: Eukaryota; Metazoa; Chordata; Mammalia; Lagomorpha; Ochotonidae
Gene: NXT1
Product: nuclear transport factor 2 like export factor 1
Exons: 2
Coding region: 195-617 (140 amino acids)
Biological process (GO): protein import into nucleus
Cellular component (GO): nuclear pore central transport channel
Source: RefSeq, a predicted model, not a curated record